AAUGGCUGAUAUUUCCAACUCAGCACAAAGCCAACCUGCUACAGAGUUGAGGAUUGUGUUGAUUGGAGGAAGAUAUAAUAACCUUCCCAGUGGUAAAAGUUCAGCUGGAAACUUCAUUCUGGGUCAAAAUGUUUUCAACACCAGCAGAAGAACAGCUCAGAGUGAAGCGAGGCAGCAGGAAGUGUUUGGCAGACGAGUCACAGUGGUUGAUACUCCAGGAUGGUGGUGGGGUUCCUCUAGAGAAAACACCCCAAAACUGGAUCAGAUAGAAAUCCAGAACAGUGUCCAUCUGUGUCCUCCAGGACCUCAUGUCUUUCUGCUGGUCAUUCCUGUCAGUUUACAUUUAUCUCAGCGAGCCAAAGCUUCACUACAGCAACACUUGGAGCUUUUUAAUGCAGAUGUUUUCAGUCACACCAUCGUGUUGUUCACAGCAGUCAAUCCAUGUAGUGAUGAAACUGUAGAAUCUAAAAUCAGAACAAGUCCAGUCCUGCAGUGGAUUCUUCAACAAUGUGGAGACAGAAAACAUUUUCUCAACCUCAGUAACAAAGAAGAUAGAGAUCAAGUCAAGAAGCUUUUAGAGAAAAUUGAGACCCUGAUUGCAAUCAAUGGAUUCAGACACUGUUCUGUUGACAGAAGUCAAGGAGAAACUCUGAGAAAAGAAAUGAGAGAUUUGACUGAAAGAGCCUCAAAAAGGUUUGAUCAAGUCCAGAAACAAAGAAACAAACUGAAGCUACAGAUUGAAGGUGGAAAAGUCCCUCUAGACCAUUUAAGAAUAGUGAUGAUUGGAGGAUCAUUUGCUGGCAAAAGCUCAACAGGAAACACCAUUCUAGGAAAAAAUGUGUUUAAUGUUAAUGAUAAAGUUGACAGAAGAACAACCCACAGUGAAAUCAGUCAUGGUCUGGUUGAAGGAAGGCGGCUCACAGUGGUCGAUUCUCCUGGUUGGUUUUACAUCAACACCCUUCAGGAAACCAGUGAGAUGGAUAAACUGGAAAUAGAGAACAGUGUGAAUCUGUGUCCUCCAGGACCACAUGCUGUGCUGCUGGUUAUUCCUGUAAUGAUCAACAUUGAUGAAUCAUAUCUGAGAUCUGUUCAGCAACACAUGAGUCUGUUUAGAGAAGAAAUCUGGAAACACACACUGGUUCUGUUUACCUAUGGAGACUGGUUAGGAGUGAAGACUGUAGAGGAGCGAAUAGAGAGUGAUGAAGGUCUGCAGUGGAUAGUGAACAAGUGUGAGAACAGGUAUCAUGUCCUGGUUGGCCAGAAAUGUUCAGGGAAAAGUACAACUGGAAACAUGAUUCUUGUCAAGGAUCAAUUUAAUAAAACUUUUGACAGAGCUUGGUUGAAAAAGAACUAUCAAGAUCAUAUAGAAACUUCAACGUGUGUGAAGCAUGAAGGAAGGUUUGAUGGAGUAAAAGUCUCAGUUGUUGAAACUCCAGGCUGGUUCUCAGACCCAACACCACCUGACUGGAUCAAAGAUGAAGUUCUCCACAGUGUCUCCAUGUGUUCUCCUGGACCUCAUGUUUUUCUCCUGGUUGUUCCCAUCCUCAGAUCUUUCACAGAGAAAGAUCUCAAAGCUCUGGUGGAGAUCAUGAAGCCAUUAACAGAGAGAGUGUGGAGACACUGCAUGGUGGUUUUUACCAGGGGAGACUGGAUCAAUGACGUCCCUGUAGAGAAUUACAUCGUCAGAGAGGGAAAGGAGCUUCAGGAGCUUCUGGAGAAAUGUGGGAACAGAUACCAUGUUCUAAAAAACUUUAAUUCUGAUGUUCCUGUUCAAGUCAAAGAGUUGUUCCAAAAAAUUAUUAACAUUUUCAAACACAACAAAGAAUGCUUCAAUGAAGGCAAAGAAAGCAAACUACAGAUUCCACCUUGGCAAGAAAAACAGAUAGAAAAGGAGUGGAACAGAAGAGAACAGGAGCUGAUAGAGCGAAUGAUGAAAGCUUUAGGAAAGGAACCAGAGAAACCAACAGAGCCUCAUGUGGGAACAGCAGAGAGCAAAGAUGAUAUCAUUCCCGACAUGAGUGGAGAUGUUGCUUCAGAAUAUGGGAGCAUUUCAGAGAAACAGAGACGACGAGGACAUGACCAAGUUUCUGAAUGGCUGAAUAACAAAGUGAGAGAGUCAGAGAUCAGCUCUGGGAUCGGCAGCAUUUGUUCCUCAAACACUUACAUGGAAAACUUUGAUGAAAGUUCUGAAAUUGAUUAAAGUCAACAU
This is a messenger RNA of Poecilia latipinna (sailfin molly), 2209 nucleotides long. Its product is annotated as GTPase IMAP family member 8-like. The record is from RefSeq and is a predicted model, not a curated record. Bases 2 to 2200 code for a protein of 732 amino acids. The transcript has 6 exons. Lineage: Eukaryota; Metazoa; Chordata; Actinopteri; Cyprinodontiformes; Poeciliidae. Gene Ontology annotation, molecular function: GTP binding.